AUGUCGACUUCAAACAAAGACCGAUACUAUUCUAGUAUGGGGAAAUCACGUAGAGGUUCCCCAGGGGAUUCACAAGGCAGUGUUUUUUUUCAGACGGGACAGGGUGGGCGAACAGUGCUCCCUCCUCUUUCAUCAGCUUUUCCAACCUCACGUUUUCCAGUUCCUGCAAACUAUUCUAGUUCAUAUACACAACCUCGCUCGUCUCCCGGUAGAUAUGAUCUCAAUCCUCAGGCGUUUUACCCCAACCAGUGGCAAACUAGUAGCACAUCGCCUCAACCAACACAUGCGUACACUUAUGAUACGCCUGAGAGGUAUUCUCCCCAACCGCCUUACGGUUAUUCGUCUAGGUCUUCCCCGCCUGUCAUACCUACCCCGUCAGACUCACGACGCUUACCUCCUUUGACAACAUCGAGCCCUGGAGGCGACCGAUGGCAGCAAUCAGAUUACGGAAUGCCCACAGCACAUGGGUACCCAAACAACAUCCGUUCGCCAACAGCCUCUUAUCCCAACACUUACGUUACUUAUCCAAGCUCGAACCAAACGAGCUCUUAUUCGUACCAUUUGCCGGGCAAUGACCAUCAUUCGAUGGGCGUACAAGAUCAUAGGUCAUUAUUUGAAGACGUCGAUUCUCGAGACCCUCGCUCCUCUUCUCCUUAUAGCCGCGGCUCAGGUUCUUCGCAAGUCUCGCCGCCAAGUUAUACUCCUCCCCCAGCCUCCCCCACCUCUCCUGAAGAGCCGACUAUUAAAAAGAAGCGCAAACGUGCGGAUGCAGCCCAGCUGAAAGUCCUUAACGAGACUUACAAUCGAACCGCCUUUCCGUCAACGGAGGAGCGCCACGCUCUCGCGAAGGCUCUGGAUAUGUCUGCGAGAAGCGUCCAGAUAUGGUUCCAAAACAAAAGACAGUCGAUGAGACAAACUAAUCGUCAGUCGUCGACAGUGAGCUCUGCUCAUCAGUCAUUUACAAUGGCGAACCAUGGCGAACCUCUACUGGAUGACCUAUCUCCUUCAGGAUACGGCGGCACCCCCAUUCCGAUACUAGAGACGCCAUACAUGACAAGCUCUUCCCAGCAGGAGACUAUCACUUCCCGAUCUCAUCCCUCACACUCAUCGUCGUCACAUCGUCGCAUUCAAGCUCAGGAGGAAGUACCUACUGACCCGCGCAAAUGGUCAGGUCUCCUUAUAUCUUGGUUCCCUUUUAUUCUUAGAGGCGCUUCAUUUAAAGUUACAGUCCCGCGCAUUAAUCAUUCAUUAAAUCUCACUAAAUACAUCUUCCAAACAUGGACUCUGGGACACCGUCAUUAUUAUUUGGCAUCGCUCUGCACUCCUACUUUACUCGUUAUAACGACUUUUAUUCAAGCUCACUUUACUUCAUCUCCAACGAGUAUAUCCAGUAUUUUAAUCGGUCAAGCGCACAAAAAAACUGCGGACAAAAAUGAAGCUCCACAAUUAAAACCGGGGUACAAAUUUCUCGCAGAUCUGCUAGUACGGCAGAGCAGAUAUAAAGACCGAGACAAAGGAGAAACGCUGAUUAAUUACGCAAACCCCGGUAGUCCUUCUGGCACCUCUUCAUCUACCAAGAAUAAUAAACAAAUAGGGGUUAAUGAAGAAGGCGACAGAUUAGCUACGAAGAUCAAUCAAUCUCGGCGACGUUUGAAUUUCGUCGCAGGAUCGCUAAAGAACCCAAGCAUCUGUAUAUUUGUAACCGCCGCCUCCAAACCGCCUCAGCAAGUUGAACGUAAAUCGACCACAGGCAUCGAAACGCUUCUGGCAGUACCCGCGCGGUGGAGUCCCGAAAACAAAGCGGGUGAGGGCAUGAUGCAGACAAUCUCUAGAAAAUUAGAAAGUGGGGCGAAAACCCGUGGCACUCAAGUCGGGAAUGCGGCGGAAAUCGACUAUCAUUGUUUUCAUUCAACUCAAAUUCAACUCUUCAUUCCUUUCUUCCACCGGAGCGAUUGGUAUUUGCGUGAUACGCCAGGCGCUUUAGUGUGGCCGAGCCCCUACGUGCAUACAUUGGUAUUAUCUUCUUUUGUCAUCUUCAGUGACCGCGAUCUUGUCAAAUACGAGGGCAACGUCAUUACCAGGUUGUUAUUUGCACCCUUUCGAUGGACGCACUUAUCUCCCUUCGCGAACAUUAUCCGUAACGACAUUGGUAUCGUCGAAGGAUUAACGGCUACUGACCAUUCUACCGCAAGCUGCGGGCAAGGUUUUCUCAUUUCUGAACGAGAAAUCGAUGCAUAUGUGCAGGCUGUUGAUUCACUAUCAUCAUCAUGCUGCUUCUCCUUCCACGUCGCCACUUUCGAGGGAUCAAACUCGUACGCGGAAGGCAAAAUCUAUCUGGGCUAUGACUGGGUAGAGGGCUGUGGGACCCCACGAUCCCACGACUGGCUUCGUUCCGCGCAAAGUCGCCUACCUUGA
Molecule: messenger RNA, 2415 nt
Organism: Laccaria bicolor S238N-H82
Lineage: Eukaryota; Fungi; Basidiomycota; Agaricomycetes; Agaricales; Hydnangiaceae
Exons: 12
Coding region: 1-2415 (804 amino acids)
Biological process (GO): cell differentiation; regulation of transcription by RNA polymerase II
Molecular function (GO): DNA-binding transcription factor activity, RNA polymerase II-specific; RNA polymerase II cis-regulatory region sequence-specific DNA binding
Source: RefSeq, a predicted model, not a curated record